AUGUCUGACGGUGAAGCAGAAAAUGUGAAGGUAGCAGUGCGAGUGAGACCAUUUAUAUCCUUUUAACUUGUUUUACAACGUAAUUCUACCUCUACAAUUUAAUUUACAACACGCCGUGCGCGAUGACUCUGAUGAUGUCGAACUCUGGAAUUGAUUUGACAAGUGUGCAGUGUUUGUAUAGUCCACUCUCUAUUUGAUUUUUCAUGACCCGAUAUUCAAAUUGCCCAGAGGGCGUAAAGGGAAUAUAUCUUUAUUUAUCGCUUUUACCAGUAAACUGUUUUGCUAACCGGCAGAGCAGUUGAAAUCAAAUUGUAAUCAGCAAUAUUUUAUUACUAGAUAUUGCAGUCAAUAUGGCGAUGACUUGUCAAAAUUCAACUUGAACUUUAAAACACUCUCCACACGGUCCUUAUGAGAUUUGGAUUUAAAAUUCGUGUAGUGUUACAAGUACUCUCGAUUAAGUAGGGUCAAAUUGGCUAUCUUAUAUCGAUUAUAUUUGAAUCUUUUGGCAUUAAAACAUGCAACAAUCAUGUUUUAUAAUUUUGUUCAAAUUAAGUGCAGCAUAAUAUUGCUCAUUAAUGUUUUUAUAAAGAUAAUAUUGUCAAUUUCUGUUGCAACUUAAUAAUAUUAUUAAUUAAGCCAGAUGGGGAAUAUAGAUGAAGAUGAGGGUUGGGGGUUGAUUUAAAACCAUGCAAGGUGCAUUCGAGGUCAGUGAAGGAUUUACAAGUGCCUAUAUUAACAAAUAAUGCCAACAGUGAGAAUUUUCUUUGUCACAAAGAAAAAGUUGUUGUUGUUGCUGCAAGAUUUUUUCAUUCUAGAAGUAAGACAAGGUUAAUGCAAUUGUUUUCAGUCGAAGUGGUCAUUUACUUUGUGAGGUUAUGUGAGUUGCAUGCCUCAGGGGCCUGAAAAGAGAUAACAGGGAUGGGAAAGAAAUUCUCCCCUUUUAUGCUUCACUUUAUUUCGAUCCCUUCCUUUCAGAUAUCACUUGGUAGCAUGAUUCUCAGACGUCCGAGGCCAUUCAUGGAAGGGACCACAAACGACCUCAGACGUCUCAGAAUUAGGCUAAUCACUUGGCAGCUCAGAAUGAUAGCAGCUAGCUGUAAUGCAAUUGAAUUGUCCCUAGAGUGAAAAGUCCUUCAAUUCCUUCAUAUAGUAAGUGGGUAUGUGCUACUGCCCAGCUGCAAUGGAGCUGGUUUAGAUCUGGAAAUGGGUCCUCCUAAUAAAGUUUUUGCCUACAAGUUGAUUUGCCUAUACACUGAUAUUGAUCUGCCCAGUACAUGAUCUGAGCUGUUUUGCCUGCACUGAAGUUAUUUUGCCAACCUUUAAUACUUGAGGUACAUAAGACUUAGAAGCUUACCUGUAAUGAUUAGAAAACUCAAGUUUGCUCAUAGACCUCUUUCAUAAUGGCAGCCCACUUAUUUACUGUAUGUUAAUGAGUCUUCCUAGUCAUGUUUGAAACUAAGAAUUCUUUGGUAUUUUUUGUGCAUAUUAAUGAGGUCACAAAGGCCAAUUAUCAUACAUAUAAAUAAAUAUAUAUUAAUAGGCCACCAUUAUGAAAGAGGUCAAUAGUACAUCAUUAAAUGGAAUUAUCAUAAUUUGCUCCUUAACAAUUCUCACAAUAAACGUGAAAAGGCCAGAAAUUCAACAUUAAUUGUUGAGAUGAAAGGACAGACAACUUACCUGCAAAACCCUGAAGAACCCAAUGAGGAACCAAAGAAGUUCACAUUUGAUUUCAGUUACUGGUCACAUGAUGGCUUUGAAGAGAAACCUGAUGGCUACCUGGCUCCAACUGUUCCACAUUAUGCAGAUCAGGUAUGAAUGGCUAAAUGCAUAAAACUGAUUAUGAUAAUGAAAGAAAUAUGGUAUGAGUAUAACUCAAGGCUGGGCUCUAUAAAAAUAUAUAAGGGGGCGCGGUACUCCGAACCUGUGAAAUCCAGGGUGCCCAGUACAGGAUCUACUGUAAAUCCUCUAUUAAGCCCCCCCUCUCAGUAAGCUCCCCUCCUUUCUAAUACCCCCCCCCACCCUUUUCAGAGGAGGAAUGUUAAUAAGCCCCCCCUCUCUGUUAAUCCCCCCCUCCCCUUCAUCCUUAUUCUUCACAAACAAUUAACGUGGACUGAUCAGUUAUGGUUUAUUCAGGCUUGAAAUUCAUAUUGUUUUUAGUCUUUGGCCUCAAGACCUCCAACUUCAUUUGCUGAACUUUUUCAACUUUAUGCUCUAGUUCUCUAUGGAGAAUUGUUACCAUUUUCUUUUUGUUAGAAAAAGCAGUAUAGCGCGCGGUAACCACAAGUCCGUCCUCGAGAAACCUUGCUGCCAUUGAUGCAUUUUGCUAAAUUAAAUAAGCUUCUCCUCUCUAUUAAGCCCCCCCUUAAAAGUGUUUGAAAAAAAUAAGCCCCUCGGGGGGGGGGGGGUUAAUAGAGGAUUUACGGUAUUUAAAAAAGCAAAUAUCUUCUGGUUGCCCAGGAGCAAAAUUUAAAUGCCAGCUGGGGCUACUGGGCACUACUAGAGCACAGCCUUGUAACUGCAUUUGACAUCAGGAGAACGCAACCUUAACUCAACCUGUGAGAAACAUGGGCACGAACAUUAAGCAGAAAGCAACUCAAAUUUUGAAUGGGUCAUGCACUGGAAGUGGAAAUACGGCAUAGACCUUAGACUUCUUAUUCCAAGAGCUUGUCCCUUUGGAUCACUAGUGCUUUGGAGAACAGAAUGUUUUGAAAUGCCAUGGGGCUCGACAUUGAGAACACCAAUAAUUAAGAAAAUUUACUGUUGAAAUGACAACAGACAUAAUCAGCAGUCCCUCGAUCGUCACCCCUUUUCCUUGUUUGUAUCCGGUUGCAGAUUGGUUGAAGGAGACUAGCAUGGCAUCAUCCCCAAUAUUCAUCUCGUACACAAUUUUAUCCCUUGCUAAUUUUUUUAAAGAAAAACAAAAGCAAAGACUGUGGAUGAGUCAGUUUAAGUAAUUUGUACACAUAGCACAUCUUAUUGUGUUGCAGAUGAAAGUGUAUAAUGACCUUGGCAAGGGGGUCCUGGAUAAUGCUUGGGCGGGGUUCAACACUUCACUGUUUGCUUAUGGUCAGACUGGAUCUGGAAAAUCUUGGUCAAUUGUCGGUUAUGGUGCAAACAAGGGUAUGUAAUAAUCAUGCAGACCUUAAUCUUCAUUGGCUCAGACCCUAGGCAUGAUUUUUCUUGGAUACCUCCUGGGUCACAUGUUAGUCAUUCUAUGUUGUCUUGGAAUAUCGUAAAGGCAGCUAAGGAUGAAAAUUGUUUUUAGUGGGGGUGGGCUGGGGCAGGGAGGGGUUGCACUUCCCCUACAUGGCUAUAGUUUCCAAGUCUCUGGGUAAAACUGAUUAAUUUACAGAAAGUGUAUAAUCUACGUUAAUAACGCUAUGAAACAUUUACCUCUCAAUGUAAAUAUUCCUUUGAAUAAAAUUAUUUUGUCUUGUUCACAACUGUAAUGUUGUCAGAUUACAAGUCAGACCUCUUCACCUACAUGCCAUAUUGUUAUGUCCAUUUUUUUAAAUGGCUGAGAGUUUAUUUUAUCAGUACAGGUAUCUUCGCAAUAAAUGACCAUAUGAUAGUGUGGGAAUUAAGGCCCUUUUAAAAAAGUGACCCUGAAAUUUCAAACUCCCCUUUUCGUUUUGCUGUAAAGUACAUCACAAUUUAGGAGGAGAGUCCAACAGUUUAUCCGAAAUCACUGAAUGAUUUUUCCAUAGUAUUCUUCAGUGAUAUAAUUAUAAAAUUAAAUAUUCCUUCAUUCCAUUUAACAUAGGUAUUGUGCCAGUCUUUUGUGAACAAAUAUUUGUGGGAAUAGAGGAGAAAAAGCAAAGUGGCGAUACAGGACAGUAUGAGGUAACGAAAGGAUCUGAAAAAUAUAUUCCUAUUAAUCAAUUGGAUUCAAAUUAAAAUAAAGCUUUAUAGACAAAUUGAAGACUUGUGUCACUUGUGUAUUUUGUGCAGAACUAUCACCAUUGACAUAAUCUGAAAGAUGCCUGGAGAGUUUACUAAAAGUUCUUGAGAAUUCUUCUUUAAAAUGAUCAUUAUUUAACUGGGCACACUUUCAUGUCAUUAAUUUAUUUUUUUAUGUCACAGUGUAAAAUAAAAUGGGAUUGAAUAACACAUGGUUUUGUUGUAGGGUUUUUAUACUGUACUAAUGUUGACAUAUAUAUAAAGAAGUGAAGGCAUAAGGUGUACUUUUGAUACCCGACAUUUCAUGUGCUGUUAGGUGCAUUUUAAACACACAAGUGCUGUAUCAUAACUACUGGCUUAGUUUAAAUGUUGACAAUUGUUGUUUACUUUUUAAGGUGGUGUUUAGUAUGCUUGAGAUCUACAAUGAAAAAGUGCGUGACCUUUUGAAUCCUUCAAACAGCAAAGGAGGCCUGCGUGUCCGUCAACACCCAAAAAAAGGCUUCUAUGCUGAUGGUCUUAAAACUGUGCCAGUGAGUAAAUACAAAGAUAUCGAGCAGCGCAUGGAAGAAGGAACAAGAAACAGAACAGUGGCGGCUACUAAUAUGAAUGCCACAAGCAGGUGCAUGGCCUAAAAUUUUACUUUGUAAGAUUAACAAGUGCAUCUCAUUGUAUGGAAGAUGGGUGUCUGGGAUGUCUAGGGGCCUCCACUGUCCCCAGCAAGCACUUAGAUAGAGAACUGCUCCCAUAACAGACAAAAUAUACCCCAACAAGCCAGCCAUGAUCCUCUACACCACACUCAGUUGUCCAGCACUCAUCCCGCUUCAAGGGGAGGGAAGGGCGCAAAAAUGAAAAUGAAGAACACAUCUAGUGAACUAGUCGGCGAUUAGAUCAUACUAUUUCCCGCUCGCCCAAGAUAAGGUCUCUUUAAAAAUGCAGCUAGGAAUUGUUUUUUAACCUCUGUCAAUGCAUCUUUGAAUAACACCCAAACUCUUAACCAGGCGCGGAUCCACACCAGUUUCCACCGUUCCACAGAAAUCGGUCAUAUUUUCAAUUAAAAAAACUCUCCAAGUUGAAAGUUUGCCAGUAUCACAAAAUGAAAAUUGACCUUGAAAUAAUCCUCUGAUUUGCAAGGCUUCAUCCGAGGACAAAGGAACUGGCUAAUGUCCCUUCUGAAGGACUCAGAGACCCAUGAGAGAGGACUUUAAAAGGAAGUUAAAAUCCAAAAAAUAUCCUGCGGGAGCAUACUCCAGACCCCCCCUCGAAGCUUUCAUCCUCAGCUUUUCGAUAGGAAAUCAGUCAGUAUUUAUCCUAGAUCCGCACCUGUAAACACUACUUAUUGUUUUUCCUGUGCUGACUUUUUUAGUCGUGCGCACACAAUAGUAGGUGUGACCUUCACACAGAAGAGGAAAAAUGAAGCUGGUGAAGAGACGGCAAAAACAUCGUUAAUCAACCUGGUGGAUUUGGCCGGAAGGUGUGUGAUUUUUCUUUCACUGAAAUUCUAAAAGCUUUUCGUUGUUGAUGCAGAUUGUGUACGAGUUCUACUUUUAGUACACAUAAAAACUGUAAAUCAUGUGCCGCCCAUUAAGAUUGCAGGGUCUUAAGCUCUAUACAUUGUAUCUUUUAAAAAGAGACCCUUUGUGGCAAUCUCCCAUGAGGGUUUUGCUUUCUGCGUUGUCACUUAAACAGGAGAUGCAACUAUGUGAGUAUAAAGAACCUUAGAAUCCUUUAUAGUAGAGUGUGGGUGAUUAUUAUAUUUGUUGUUGCUCCUUGAUAAGUGUCUGAGAAUUAACUGAGGCAAAACUUUAAAAGUCAAUGACAACAUUUACCUUUCACUGGUCAUAAAAAAAGCAAGUUGCUGUUCCAGAUGUUGGUACAAUAAAUAAUAGUUUGGUUUUGGUUUUGAACAGUGAACGUGCAGAUUCUACUGGGGCCACAGGAGACAGGCUUAAGGAAGGAGCAGCCAUUAACCAGUCAUUAUCCAGUCUGGGAAAUGUCAUUGCUGGUANACCUUUCACUGGUCAUAAAAAAAGCAAGUUGCUGUUCCAGAUGUUGGUACAAUAAAUAAUAGUUUGGUUUUGGUUUUGAACAGUGAACGUGCAGAUUCUACUGGGGCCACAGGAGACAGGCUUAAGGAAGGAGCAGCCAUUAACCAGUCAUUAUCCAGUCUGGGAAAUGUCAUUGCUGGUAUGAAUGUUAUUUGACAAGUUUGCCGAACUUUUAUAUUUUCAUAUUGCACUUGAUCUGUCCCAUUUCUAUUUGAUAAAUCUUUAAUCUGUUUUCCAUUCAUUCCACCUAUUUUUGCUGUUCCACUGAAAUGUACUUUGUAAGAUUUGUGGCUUCUCAUUUUUCUGUUUCUAAUUUCAUCCGCCUCCUAUUCACUUCCCAUCCAUUCCUUUUUUGCCCACUUUUUUAGUCAACUGUGCCUUUCUUAGUUGACUUUUAUCUUUCUAAAACACAUCCUUGUUGUUUGCCUUGCAACAUUUUAACAUCCACAAUUCUUUUAUUGAAUUGUAGCUCUUGUAGACAAAGCAAAUGGAAAGAAUGUCAGAGGUAGGUCACAAUGUCCUCAUACUCAUUAUUAUCAGUCCUCUUAGCACCCAUUGACACAUAGGGCAUAGGCUGUCACUUGAACUAUUCUGAGUGUGAACACUUCUAUUCCGUUGUUAUCAUUUUAUACUAAUUUAAAAUCACUUGUUUUUAGUUCCCUUUAGAGACUCCGUUUUGACAAAACUUCUGAAGAAUGCUCUUGGAGGAAACAGCAAGACUAUGAUGGUGAGAAUGACGUACAUUGGUGAAGAAAGAAAAAAAGCCAUUUUCGAUUUUUUUGUUCCCAAUACAUCACCCUAGCUGCAUCGCUUACAUCCGGGCUAGUCCCUGACACUGCUCACUGUAACCUUCCGGGGGGUACCCCCUAUAAAAGUGACAGGGUGCUCGUCGUACCUUUUAGGGGUUUAAAUUUGUCGAUUGGUACCGCUUAGGGUGCUAAAGCAUAAAAUGACCGCUGCCAGAGUUGAUACGCUUUAUUAGGAUAAAGAUUUAUGACCAUACUUUCAAGAAGUCCUUGAGAAGAAAGCGUUCGAGAGUUAUCGUCAUUACUAUUAGAAUUUGCAGUGCCAGUUAUAUAAUUUGUUGUCGUUGAAUUACUUCCCCUUAGGGGUGGAAAUGAAUUUGGGACACGCCCAUAAAACAAGAUUCUGGUACCUUUUAGGGGUGUUCCGACAUUUUCCGACGAGCAACCCCGUCACUUUCCUCAUAUGAUGGCCCAUCAGGAGUUACGAUUAUGCCAUCUGUUAUAACGUAGCCUGUGCCGCAGACGAAACUCUUGUAAACUCUGGUUAAGUCCGUCUGCGAAACAGCGCCAAAAUCCUUGUUCUUGGCCCUCACCUGUAUACCAGGAUUUGAGUACGCGGCAUGAUUGGCCUGUUAAAAAAGCCAUUGUCGAUUUGCCAAUCAAGAUGACAGAAAAUUCGAUACGCUCUUCCGGUAAUUCAUUGAGACCUUUGGGUCCAGAACAAGGAUAUCAGCGCUUCUUCGCAGACGUUACUAACCGAGGUUAAAUUUCGUCUGCGACCCAGGCUGUCAUAACGCAGAACAGAAAUGUCUUCAGCCCAAUAUGCGAUCUUUUACUACCUUAAUAUCAAAGGAUCAGUUAGUGUCUCGACUUUUCCCUUGUCAUGCAGUGAGAGGACGUUGUAAAAGGGAAGUAUCACCUGAUAUGCAUUGUGUUUAAUGACUGUCCUUACUUAGAUUGCUGCUAUCAGCCCAGCAGACAUCAACUAUGAUGAAACACUGUCAACAUUAAGAUAUGGUAAGUUUUUUUUCUGCCUGUCUUAAUAGAUUUCUUGCAACGUUUUGUCAACUUCACACAUAAUCAUUUUGAACAUUUUAACAUAAAAUAUGAUGCACAAUCUUUCAAUUUAUAGCUGACCGUGCGAAACAGAUCAAGACGACAGCUAAAGUGAACGAGGAUCCUACAGAAAAACUGAUUAGAGAGUUAAAAGAGGAAAAUGAGAAACUCAUGGAAAUGUUGAAGAAAGCGCAGUCAGGGGAGGCUGUGAAAUUAUCGGCAGAUGAUGAUGACGAUGAUGACGACGAAAGCCAGAAAGAGGGUAUGAGCGAGGAAGGUAAGUCCAGAACAUGUUAUUUGGGUGAAUUUGUCUACUUAUCGUUGUCCAUCGCUGCUCUCUUAGGCGAAUGGAGUAUUAAAAAAUUCACCUGAGGAUUCUGCUCAUUGAUCUGUUUGCUGUUUGCCAUUUUCAGAAUUGGCGGAGCUCAGGAAACAAAUAGAAGAGGAAAUCAAAGCUUCAGUAAGCCAUUCAUUACCUGCAAACAACAAAUGAUUAUUAAGUUAUCUUUUUUGAGGCCGAUACUGACCCGUGCUUUUUUUUUUUUACUUAAAGAUGGCUCAGACAGAACGCGCAACUGAAGACAUGAGCAAAAACUGGGACGAUCGAGUUGCAGAGUCCAAUCAGGACGCUAAGGUAUAACUAGCCCCUAAUCACCACUUGCACGACGCGUAAAUGUUCCUUUUUAAUGUGGUGAUAAGAUAUUGAAAACUUAACAUACACACGGGACAAAGUGUUUCAUCACAUUGCAAACACCAAGUUGAAAAUAAGACGCCUACCAGAAUAGCUUUGACCGACUUCGACGGUGGUCACACAUUCAGUGACUUUGUACGAUUUCGUCCACAGGCUCAGAAGUUUGAGUCACCUUGUACAGUAUAGUAAAAAGUAGAAAUAGAACGUAUUACCCAACAGUUUAGAGGUACCCAUCACUUAACACGGCAUCGAGAUGUUGUACUUUCAGUGAAUGACUCUCUCUUUAGCCAGUCCAGUUCAUAUCAUGAGUAUUGUUUCUCUAAUCUGAAGGACAAUGAGGCUGAGAAAAAGGAGCGCCAAACGACCCCUCAUUUGUGGAAUUUGAACCCAGAUCCUCAGCUGACAGGAAUGAUUGUGCAAAUGAUAAAACCUGGUAAGUAUAAUUGUCUCGUUGUAUCAACCAAACAACUUGACAUUUCGAGAGAGCUUGUAACUGAAAGCUGUAUUAGGAUGUAUUAUUUGUAAAUGGAAUUAAAACUUGGAUUUUGCGCUUGCGCACGCCCUACUUUUAGCCUGCAUCGCAAUGAUAGGAAGAGCCAGCCUGAUUUUCAGCUUGACGCGAAGCAUUUUCACGACUUAUAUACAAGCUUAAGAGAUAAAAAAAUGAUUAAUCCUCUUUUAAACGGUGUACAAAACUUCAUNGUGAAUGACUCUCUCUUUAGCCAGUCCAGUUCAUAUCAUGAGUAUUGUUUCUCUAAUCUGAAGGACAAUGAGGCUGAGAAAAAGGAGCGCCAAACGACCCCUCAUUUGUGGAAUUUGAACCCAGAUCCUCAGCUGACAGGAAUGAUUGUGCAAAUGAUAAAACCCGGUAAGAAAAUUUAUCUCGUUGUAUCAACCAAAGAACUAACCAUUUCGAGAUUCCCGCCACCGUGUAAUAUCCUCUAUGUAUUAGAGCGGUUUUCACUUGACUGUCGAGAGUAAUUGGUUUUGGUUUUGGUUUUGGUUUUACUACGCCCUUUGGUUGGCUAGUGUAUUUACUUUGGUUCUGGUUUUACGACAGUCAAGUGAAAACCGCUCUAUUUGUAAAUGGAAUUAAAACUUGGAUUUUGCGCCUGCGCAUGCCCUACUUUUAGCCUGCUUCGCAAUGAUAGGAAGAGCAGACUGAUUUUCAGCUUGGUGCGAAGCGUUUUCACGAGUUAUAUUCAAGCUUAAGAAAUGAAAAAAAAAUAAUUAAUCCUCUUUUAAACGGGUACAAAACUUCAUUGGCCUAUCCAUCUAUCAGUACCCAAUUUUGAUGCGCGAAAAUAUAUGUACUUUCCUGGAAAAUGUAACGCUUUACUUUCCUGCUGCUACUGUUUUAGAGAAAUUAAUAUUGUUGCAUGUUGUCCUGAUAUCAUUACUUUCCUUUUCCUUUCCACUUUAGGAGCUGUGAAAGUUGGUAACAAAAAAGCUGAUCCGCCAGUAGAUAUUGCUCUCGUUGGAUUGAAGUAAGUUGUUGUAAAAGAACUGUAAAUUAAAUUCUUGCCAUAACGUUAAUAGUAGACCCAACAGCAUUAGAGAAUUGUACGUGCUCUCCUUGUACCAGUGUUCAAAAGAUGUGCUGUUUAGAGAUGGACGUGCGUCCUUUUUUUUACCAAUGUCAUUGACGUCUGGGUCAAUUCAUAUUUGGUUUAGUAUUCAGAAGGAACACUGCGAAAUCAAGAAUGAGGAUUCUAAGAAGAUCACCAUCAGAGCCAUUGGUGACGCCAGAGUUCUUGUAAACGGUGAACCAGUGGAUGAUGACGAAGAGGAAGAACUACAUCAUCUUGACAGGUAUUUCUUGGGUGGUUGUUAUUGUCAUACAAUAUUUUACAUUGUUUUCUAAAUAAGGCGAGGCACAUCAUCGUUGUAUUAUUGGUUGGUUUUAAAUGUUGUUAGCUCAUCACAACGGUCGACGGGCCUUGUAUUCUCUUUAUUAACAGCACCUUGGAUUCCACUACGUCGCCUUCCAAUAGACGAAGGGGGUGAAGGAGGCAAAGGUUACCGAAUGUUCUUACCACCCUGGUCAUUAGGGAGGCCAACACUUGAACCAACGACCUCUCACAAGGCUAGAGACGAUCACUCUGCCAUUAACUUAGCUAUUAAACCCGACCGAGGAAAGGGAUGUGUAAACCUUGAUCACUAUUUCUAGCACAUCUGGUCUCUCUUUCUCAGUAGUUGUUUUGUUUUCCUUGUCAGGGUGAUGUUUGGAACAAGCCAUUUGUAUGUUUUUCACCAUCCGGCUGAAGUGGAAUCUUCUUCUGUAAAACAGGCGGAUAUUACGUACGAAAUGGCUCAGGAAGAAAUCGCCAAAAAUGCCGGACUUGAUGUGGAUGAUCAGGAAGAAUCCAAAAGUGAUUCAACUUUUUUUCUCUACUAAGAACUUGACAAAGAAGCUUACCUUGUUGCCUAGAGGGAAAAUGAUUGUUGCUAUUUGGAUUAAAGGUGUUUGUUAUUAUUCCGCUAUAGAAGCAAUGUUGUUACGUGAGGACCUGGCUGACUUGAUGCCCAUGGUGAAUGAAGCGAAUGCUAUUAGUCAAGAGUUGGAUAGGAAGGUAAAUUACAAUGCUACACUAUCAUAAACGGUUAACGGUCAUCUCGCCCCCAAGAAGUCGACUCGUCGCCUAUCAAGACGCUUCCAACUGUGUAGCCUGCGUAGAUUGGAAAAUUGGGAGAGGGUCAAGUACCCCGGGUAUAGCAAUCCAGGGUUCGACAAGGGUUAUCAUCUGAGAUCUAGGUGAGUAGACUGUGUUUCUUGGUGGCGAGUCUACUUCUUGGUAGCAAUUUCGGAUACCUCAUAAACAGAUUAAGUGGACUGCUGUUGAGUUUGUUUUCUGCUUGUCUCGUACCAGGUUCUGCCACAUAUAAGUGCUCUGGUACAUGGGUGUUAUUCGUUGAGGUCCUCGCAGUGUUUAAUGAUCCUGGUUAAUUUUUGCUACUUUGCAGGCUUCGUUUGAAGUUGUAGUUGUUUCUGCUAAAGCUCGUGGACUCCCUGAUGGAAGGCCAGAGGUAAGUGUCGAGGAAAAUGAUUUUGGAAGGCACAUUUUCGGAUCUGCAUUUCUUAAUGUGUUGUAUUUGGGUUUUACUUUUUUCUACAUCAUAAUGUUACAGAAACGCAGGAAAACAUCGGAGAAAAAAAUUAAACUACAACAAACAUUUACAGAUUAUGUUAUUGGAAACUCCUCCCGUCAUUGAACAACAGAUUGUGGGACGAAAUGGUACACGUUUUUAGCCCGCUUUGCAUAGGGUCCCCGAAAGGGUUAUUCAAUCCCGUAAUCCCGAGGGUUGUUUUCGACAUCCCGCUUCCUGUGCGUACUUUAAAUCCCUAAUCUCGCCCCCAUUUUGCUUUAAAUCCCGAAUCCUGGCCGAUCCUGGCCCUAAAAUAAGGGAAUCCCGGAUCCCGAAAAACAUAUAUGGGCGACCCUCUUCAUAGAGUGGUAUCUGUCAGUAUUAUCCAAGUAUUGAGUUCAGCGUCUAUCUAUAUCUAUUCAGCCCUACGUAGUUAUGAAGGACUUGCAAAGCGGUGCAGAAUACCUGUGGUCUCGGACCAAAUUCAUCAAUCGCAAGUUUGUCAUGCAAGAUAUGUUUGAGAAUUAUGAGGAUGGCGAUGAUUGGCAGCUACCAGAUGAGAAGGAUCCCUUCACUGAGAGUGCGGAUGCCGAGAGUCUUAUAGGUUGUGUGGAAGUUUCCAUGCAAAGUCUUGGAUAUGUGGUGAGUUGAAAUUUGCAAAAAGGAUAGUCUGAGAAAACAGCCGACAUUUGGCGACGCUACCACUAGUUUCCCCGUCAAAUGAUGUCUGAGAAGCGAGGCCAGAAAUUCCAUACUCAUGACGCGUCACUACCCAGAUCUGGGUAGUAACGCGUCAUCAGUAUGGAAUUUCUGCGCUCGUUUCUCAGACGUCAUUUGGCGGGGAAACCAGUGGUAGCUUUGCCAAAUGUCGGCUGUUUUCUCAGGCUACAAAAAGGAUAAACUAUUUUAAUUCUGAUUUAGUAUAGUUCUCUCCAGUUAAGGACAGCUUUUUACAUACGACACAAACAUAAGCACAAGACGCAAAAGCAUAUAGGUUCGCUUACCUUAAUGAAUUUGUUUACUCGGAUGUCUUAAUUCCCUGUGUAACUUUUCUUUCAGCUGGACAUGAGAGAGCAGCUUAGUAUCACGGACUACAAAGGGAGAGAAGUUGGCUACUUAAAUGUAAGGAGACAGUAGAUUACACCCAUAUGUUUUAAGCGCAAUGUAAGUAUUACUACGUUCCUUUUCUCAUGUUGUGCCGUUGUAGGUGGAAGUGGUACCGUUAAACGAUAAGGGAAACGAAAUCACAGAGGACGACGAUAUAUUCAUAGACGAGCCCCAACAACUGGUGAGCAAUUCAUCACGUUCAACUCAUGGCUUUAUCACUUACGUUCAACAGAGAUUAAAGACCAACAAUUCUUAAGCGUUCGUAGUACCACAUAUAAGGUGUAUUGACAUCAUAUAGUUAAUACCUCUCGCAUCUCUAUUUUCUGUAGGAAGGAAAGAAACUGGAUUUCGUGGUACGCGUGCACAGUGCAAAAGGAAUACCAAAACGAUACACGGUAGGUACUAGUGAAACUAGGGGGGAGAGGGGCACUUUCUUCUUUGGCCUAAAUGGGUAUGUGCCGCUGAACAGGAUAUGCUUUUCAGGGUCUUGAGCCUUAAACGGUGUACACAAUUUCACUAUUUCCCUUCUUGAACAUGGUGCCUUUUUGGAUCAGACGGCUCUAAAAGAGUGUUAAGGUUAGCGAUGAGCGGUCUACAUUUGUGGUAUGAAGUUUGUUUAAAAAAGUAACUUAAUUCUGUAUGCAGAGCGAAACGAAUCAGGGUCAUUAAGUACGAUCUCUUGCAGCAAAAUGAACAAUUUUAGUCUUAAACAGGGUAAGGCUGUGAAGGUCCUGGCGGCUCAACAGUCCAAAGGUGAUGUUACACGAGACGAUUCGUAACGGCUAUUUUUUGUACAAGACAUCAUUUCAACAUCGUUGCCACAGUGUUUCGAAUGGUUGCAACAUGGUUCCAACAUUGCUAAGCUGUGUUGCGCAAAAAAGUCGUCGUUGCGAAUCGUCCCGUGUAACAUCACCCUAACUCUGUUUGCUAACGUUGUCUGUGCACUUUACAACUGAAUGUAUUAUGUUUUGUUGUUACAGGAUGUAUACUGCAAGUAUUCCAUGUACCUUGAAGAUGACAUUAAGACCAAAGUGAUAUCAGGAACAAGGAAUCCUGAAUUCAACUACGAGAGACGGUUUACCUUUGAGCAGUGCACACCCAAGGUAACGAAUCUGUUCCCGGAUAGGAAUGGUCGGUACUUUGAGGAGACCAAAGUCACAAUUUGUAGUCUGCAAAUCUCAGGCCAUAUUAAUCUGUUUGUAGCUGUCGGUAACUUCAGAAAACGUUUGGAACAGUUGUUCUGUAGACCUGACUCAUCAUCUCAUUAAAGCUUCUGUCAAACAGCUUCAAACGGCACAACAUUUGCUCUCGUUCCCAGUCGUCCUCGGCGAUUUCGGAUGUGACGUCACCUGUCAAGCUUGUCGGGAAAAUCCGCCGAGGACGCCUCGCGCUAUCGCGCUCGGUUUCAAGCCUUCUCUGGUCACUUGGAUAGCGCCAACUGGCCUGGGUAUAACGCUGAACCCCAUCAUAACAAUGUUGCAAGACCCUGAGAAGGCUUUCUUUUGUUCUUGAAAUGGAGAAACUGACCCGCUCUAACUGCUUUUCAUGACAUUGGACAAAGGAAGGCAACACUUCUUCCUCGACUCUCUCUUUUCAAAUACCGUAAAUAACCUAAGAAUCGCCCGGGGCGUCUAUUUAAUUUUAGGGGUCCAAGCGGGGGCGUUUAUUUAGUAGAGACUGGCGUUUCUUCUCAUAACUGUAACAAGUUAAACAAAACUAAUAUGCUUUCGGCGAAAACAUCAAAAGAGCUUAGAAAUUGCGGAAUAUCCACUCCAUCAAAACGUCAUCACUCCGUCUAAAACGUCUAGAUAUCCAUAUCGCUCUUUCAAAUCCCAACAUCGAUAUCCAAAUACUCGCUCAGGGUUAUUGUGUUGCCAUCGGUAUUGAACAAGAUGAAAUACGCAAAGCCUUGUUAAUCAAGCAAGAAACUGAAUGAAUUGAAUGAUUUCGCUCCUUUUUACUGACUCCUAGUAUUUUGGAGCAAUUCUCAUAGGGGGCGUCUAUUAGACAGCGGGCGUUUAUUAGAGAGUGGCGUCUAAUACAACUUUAACAGUGUAGAGGGGGCGUUUAUAAGAUAAGAGGGGUUUAUAUGGAAGUGGGCGUUCUUUAGGUCAUUUACAGUAAGCAGUACCACGUAACUUUGCCGCCGUCUUGAUUUUGGGUAAUGCCACGUGCCGCGUCGCGCAUGGAACAAGUACUCGUGCAUAGGCAGGUUACCUAAUUUUCUUUUCUUUCGUAUUUAUUUAUGGUCAAAAAUAUUUGGUCAAAAAUUGUACUUAUGUUGAAACAAUGUUGCAAGUGUUUGACUAGGGCUUUAGUUGUUUUGUAGAUUGCAAAUUAAAAAGUUACACCAUUCAUUUUUUAUUGUUUCUGUUGUUUUUCCUUUGAUUUGUUUUAUGACAGUUUAUCAAGUUCCUGAUGGAGAAAUCAGUCAUGGUUCAGCUGUGGGGUAAACAAGUCGUGGAGAAGAAACCGGUGAACAAGGCAGCUAAAAAGGGAAAAGAUACCAAGGCCAUAAUGAGGAAGGAAACAGUUAAACAAAAGGUAAGAAAGAGCAUCAGGCAAGAAUGGUGAUUACAGUACUGUUCACAUCGAAAAGACGACGUAUGUAGAUUUAGUNUGAUUUGUUUUAUGACAGUUUAUCAAGUUCCUGAUGGAGAAAUCAGUCAUGGUUCAGCUGUGGGGUAAACAAGUCGUGGAGAAGAAACCGGUGAACAAGGCAGCUAAAAAGGGAAAAGAUACCAAGGCCAUAAUGAGGAAGGAAACAGUUAAACAAAAGGUAAGAAAGAGAAUCAGGCAAGAAUGGUGAUUACAGUACUGUUCACAUCGAAAAGACGACGUAUGUAGAUUUAGUAAAGGCCAAAAGCAAAACUGAAGCCAGAAGCAAACUGAAUUCCUCCUGAAAAAUGAACCUGAGCUUGCGGCGGACUUAAAAAAAACAUUCACCUCAAUGUUUUGAACGCCUGAGCCCCCGACACAGUCAUGUGACAUUGGUCAGCGGAUACCCUAUUUUGACACCUGUCAAUUGACCUUACCAUGGAUGUCCAAUAUCAAGUUAAUCAAACUAAGAUUGUAUAGGAGAGAGAAUAGUUAACAUCGUGGGGCAAAUUACAAAAAAUGUUAAGGGCUUCAGUUUCUAGAAAUGGAUGUUUCAGGGACCAAUAAGAGACUUCACAGAACGCAGAAUCUAUAAAACUGAAAUUUGGAGGACCCAACCUCUCUUAUUUGGGGGGAUCUGCUCCUAUUUAAAUGAUUGCUUGUGAUUGGCUGGGAAAACAAUAGGGAUUGUGACAAAACAAGGCGACCAAUGAAAUAAGAGGUUUAGAACGGUGAAGGUCAACCGGGGGUGCGGAAAAUGUACUCGGUAAUUCUUAAGUCAUCCUAGAACUUCAACUACUAUGACAAAUCACACCCGCUUUGUAUAAAUCUACUUGCAUCACUUCGCGGAUCUUUGAGUUAUAUUUAAAACUAACACACUGAACCUUGGACGUCCUGGGGCGAUUGUCAUCUUGUUCCCAUUCCCUUCAGCCCUGGCGCGCGCCUUCCUCCUUAAGACAUAAAAACUUAACCGGCAAGAGUUUGGGGUAAUUGAACGACCUUCCAUUUUAGGUUUCAUUGAAUCCACAAAUGGUGAAGGGCAUGGCGGAGAUGACCACCCUUAGAAAGCAAAACAAGCGACUUCAGGAUAAAAUGGCACAGCUUCGCCAGAUGUGCGAUAAACACCAGUCAGAAGGUCAAACAACUUUAGCGGUAUGUACAAUCACAGCUGUUCUCUGCUGAACCGAUGCAAAAAACGCAAUGAAAUAGGGCUUUAAUAGUCCAAUUUCGAUAUGUUAAAAUUAGAGUUGAAUCUCUUCACAACGGACUCCUUGGGGCAGAAGAAAGUGGCCGUUGUAGAGAGGUUUAAACAAGAGUCAAUGUAUGGACUGUCCGCCCAAAAAAGUGACCGUUGUAGAGAGGUGGUCGUUAGUGGAGGUUCGACUGUACUUGGCUCCGAGGCUUGGGGGAAUAAAACAAAAGAAAUGUAUUCCCUCAAGCCUUGGAGCCAAGUUGAUCUAUUAAUUUUUCGACACCGUUAGACAGUCUAAAGUCUCUGAAUUAAUCCAGCUCAAAGUCAAGGCUCUGUUUUCUCGUUUUUGUUUUCAGAUAACUGACGUACGAGCCAUCAUCGGGGAUACGAAUGCAAAUACUCAACCUGCUCCUAACCAGCCUUCGAACACGGCGGCCAAUGCUCAAAGAACCCAAAGAAAAGAGAAUACAGCGGAGAGCAGCGCAUGCGCAAUCUUGUAACUUAAGAAAAUCGCCCUCGCAAAGCACGUACUGUCGCAACAGACGGUACAAUUAACAGAAUGCCAGUCGUUUUACAGGCGUUUCAGUCAUACGUACGAAGAAAUCCAAGCGCUCAUUUCGGAAAAGAGUGCAAGUGAAAGAACCAAAUAACUAGAACCGAAAUCUCGUUAAAAAACAGUUAAUAAGGAGCUUAAGCAAAGACGUUUUUGAGCAACGCUCGUCACCCGGAAGGAGACGUUUUGCAUUCUUGGGUAGUGGUUUUGCCCAAGUUUGCGGGCAGAUCGUCUCUACAAGAGUAAAGAUACUUAGACUUAGCAAUACAAAUUGGCAGCGUCAAGACAUAUUAAAAGAGGAAAAGGCCUCCAGUUGACGUGCGUCGCCCAAAAACGUGUUGGUCCCAAAUAAUUGGUUCCGCAGACUUCCAAAGGAAGGCAGCGACAGCCGGUCUUUUGUUUCUCAACAUAGCAAUCACCUUUCGUAUUGGCUAUUUUGAGUUUGCGCUUGGGUCGGUGGUGUGUUUUGUUUUGUUGUAGGACUGUUUUGGAGUAUUAAUUUUAUAUUAGUAGUCGUUUGAGUCAAUAAAGAGGGCUAGCGUUCCCAAAACCGUCCCGUAAUACACCUCGACAAAAUACCGCCCCAGUCUCUACUCUCCAGUUUCAACCUUUCGCCGAGAAUUGACGUCUUUUGAAGAGACAAAGUAAUUACCUCGAACAGCGAUUAUUGCUUCGGCUUGAAAUUUUGCGGUCGUUCUUCGUGCGUCUUUUCAAGGACAGUACGAAGUAGCAUAACUAGUAAUUUUCCCGGGAAAAUAAUUGUACAUAGAAUUGCACACUACACGCUGGGUGCGUUUUGCAUCUCGGNUAAUUGGUUCCGCAGACUUCCAAAGGAAGGCAGCGACAGCCGGUCUUUUGUUUCUCAACAUAGCAAUCACCUUUCGUAUUGGCUAUUUUGAGUUUGCGCUUGGGUCGGUGGUGUGUUUUGUUUUGUUGUAGGACUGUUUUGGAGUAUUAAUUUUAUAUUAGUAGUCGUUUGAGUCAAUAAAGAGGGCUAGCGUUCCCAAAACCGUCCCGUAAUACACCUCGACAAAAUACCGCCCCAGUCUCUACUCUCCAGUUUCAACCUUUCGCCGAGAAUUGACGUCUUUUGAAGAGACAAAGUAAUUACCUCGAACAGCGAUUAUUGCUUCGGCUUGAAAUUUUGCGGUCGUUCUUCGUGCGUCUUUUCAAGGACAGUACGAAGUAGCAUAACUAGUAAUUUUCCCGGGAAAAUAAUUGUACAUAGAAUUGCACACUACACGCUGGGUGCGUUUUGCAUCUCGGUAAAUAACAAUAGAGUAGUUUCAGUUUGUAGAAAUGUUGUGGGUAGAUUACGACGGUGUGAAAAAAUAUUUAAUUAAAAG
Molecule: messenger RNA, 18321 nt
Organism: Porites evermanni
Lineage: Eukaryota; Metazoa; Cnidaria; Anthozoa; Scleractinia; Poritidae
Source: the annotation of a GenBank genome assembly